Molecule: messenger RNA, 254 nt
Organism: Cinara cedri
Lineage: Eukaryota; Metazoa; Arthropoda; Insecta; Hemiptera; Aphididae
Source: the annotation of a GenBank genome assembly
AUGGUUACAUUAUGUGACAUUGAGACGUCUAAAAACACAGCCAUCUCAUCUUUAGAGCUGAUGGAGACUGAUUAUUAUCCUGGAGGUAAGGAGGAAGAACUAAAUAAAUUGUUAGAUGAUCAAAUAUCCGAUAACAGCGAUGAAAUAAACGAUGGUAAUAUUAGUACUAAGAACCAUAGAAAAGUUCGAAAUGUAUGUUUCAACGAAGCGCUGUGUUUGAACGGAAAUAGUGAAAAGCACAAAGGAAUUUUUAA